ACUAAUAAUUACGAAAAUAUAGAUUGACAAAAAAUUUAUUAAUUAUUUGAGUAAUGUUGGUUAAAACAAGUUGAUCAGCAUGUAAUAUUUCACUCAAUAAAUGUUUUAUUUAUGUCCGAAUUUUUUCUUGGGCCGUGUUUGACUUAAAUUUUUUGUCCCUUGUCCAGCGUUCACUUUUUGUUACGUCAUUAGUUACUGUUUUUGUUUGUACGGAAUUUGUGAGGUUUUUCAUCGAAGAAACGCAAGUUUUUAAAAAAGUGUGGUUAUAAUUGAGUGAAUUAUGUUUAUAAUGAUUAGAAGAGUAAAGUGUUUGUGUUGAAAUCGCAUAAAUCGCUUUGCAGGUUGGCCGCCAUCUCAAUAUGCCCCCAAGUGGUCCAUUUUCCGCCCCUUAGUCUCAAAACCCGGCCAAAUUAAUGCAAAUUUCUCGUAGUUAAAUGUUUGGUGGCCUGCUGUCAAAGUGGGCACUCAAUUUCGGCACGUUGUCAAAAUCAGACAGUGACACAACAACACAACACUUCCAGGAGUCAAAAAAUGGAGAUCGACGAGGACAGCUUAUGUGAAGACUCCGGUAACGAGACCAGCGGCGACGAUGUCGAUUUCAACGUGGAAGUGGAGAGCACAGCCAAAGACCCGCAGCCCUACGACGAGGAGUACCAAUACGAGGUGCUCUCCACCAGCGACAUUGUCCAAUACAUGUCCGACAUCAUCGACGAGGUGAACAACGUGGUGCAGCUGCCCCCCACGACCACGCGCAUCCUCCUCAACUACUUCAACUGGGACAAAGAGAAGCUAAUGGAGCGGUUCUUCGACGGCGACCAGGACGAGCUCUUCAAGGAGGCCAACGUGAUCAACCCCUUCAAGAGCGUCCCCAUGGCCACUCGCCCCAAGUUCUCGCUGAAAAUAAAAGGGACGGAGGAGUGCGACAUCUGCUUCAUGGUGUGCGCCCCCGCGCAUAUGACGGGCUUGGAGUGCGGUCACCGAUUUUGCUACCUGUGCUGGAACGAAUACCUCACCACGAAGAUUGUGGAGGAGGGCGUGGGCCAAACCAUCGCUUGCCCCGCCCUCAAUUGCCCCAUUCUGGUCGACGAUGAGACUGUUAUGAGACUAGUCAAGGAUUCCAGGGUUAAAAUUAAAUAUCAGCAUUUGAUUACUAAUAGUUUCAUCGAAUGCAACAGGCUGCUACGGUGGUGCCCCAGUCCCGACUGCAAUUACGCCGUCAAGGUGUCUUACGUGGACGCAAAACCCGUGACUUGCAUUUGUGGUCACGUGUUCUGUUUUUCGUGCGGGGAGAACUGGCACGACCCUGUCAAGUGCAGUUUGCUGAAGAAAUGGAUCAAAAAAUGCGACGAUGAUUCAGAGACGUCGAACUGGAUCUCUGCAAAUACGAAAGAGUGCCCCAAAUGCGGGGCUACUAUCGAGAAAGACGGCGGUUGUAACCACAUGGUGUGCAAGAACCAGAACUGCAAGGCCGAUUUCUGUUGGGUUUGUUUGGGUUCAUGGGAGCCUCAUGGUAGUUCAUGGUAUAAUUGUAAUAAAUAUGAUGAAGAUGAGGCUAAAGCGGCCCGAGAUGCCCAGGAAAGGUCACGUGCGGCUCUCCAACGCUACUUGUUUUAUUGCAACCGAUAUAUGAACCACAUGCAGUCGUUGAAAUUCGAGCACAAACUUUAUUCAUCUGUUAAGGAUAAGAUGGAGGAGAUGCAACAACACAAUAUGAGCUGGAUUGAGGUGCAGUUUUUGAAGAAGGCGGUGGAUAUUUUGUGUAAAUGCAGGCAGACGUUGAUGUAUACGUAUGUCUUUGCGUAUUAUUUGAAAAAGAAUAAUCAGUCUGUGAUAUUUGAAGACAACCAAAAGGAUUUAGAACGUGCCACGGAACUACUGAGUGAGUAUCUCGAGAGGGAUAUAACUCAGGAGAAUCUUGUUGAUAUUAAACAGAAAGUGCAGGAUAAGUAUAGGUACUGCGAUGGGAGGAGGAAAGCGCUGUUAGAUCACGUGCAUGAAGGCUACGAAAAGGAUUGGUGGGUUUGCAAGGAGGCCUAGGAUAAAGUUGCAAAUUGGGAUUUUUAAACAAUAAAGUUUUAUUUCUUAAAAAGGAGUUUCACUAACUGGUGCUUUUCUGAAUUGUUUAGAGUGCAGUGAUGGAAGAGUGUGGAAUAUGCUAUUUUUGUAAUUUGUAGAAACCAAUAAAUGCUACAUCUUAAUACCCCAA
Tribolium madens (black flour beetle) is the source of this 2206-nucleotide messenger RNA. RefSeq names its product E3 ubiquitin-protein ligase ariadne-1-like. The record is from RefSeq and is a predicted model, not a curated record. The transcript has 3 exons. Gene Ontology annotation, cellular component: cytoplasm; ubiquitin ligase complex; nucleus. Gene Ontology annotation, biological process: ubiquitin-dependent protein catabolic process; positive regulation of proteasomal ubiquitin-dependent protein catabolic process; protein polyubiquitination. Bases 532 to 2037 code for a protein of 501 amino acids. NCBI's taxonomy places the organism in Eukaryota, Metazoa, Arthropoda, Insecta, Coleoptera, Tenebrionidae. Gene Ontology annotation, molecular function: ubiquitin conjugating enzyme binding; ubiquitin protein ligase activity; zinc ion binding.